AAGCAAGAAUGAAAACUCGUGGUCGCUCGCAGUUGUAAUUCAAUUGCUGUUUGCUGUGCUUGAGGAUGGAAGUCGACGGUGCGGUGGUGAUUGAAAAAGUUGCAGGAAAAUCAGCCGUUAGCAGAUGCUUUUCUAAGUAUCCCAUCAAAUUCAUCAUUCCCAGAAAGGUUGGUCCUUCCAAAACUGAUGUUAUUUGGAUUUACACUCUCAAUUAUGGCGGCGGCAUUGUCUCUGGAGAUUCAAUUUCGUGCGAGUUGACCGUUAAAGAUGGCUGCACUGCAGCCCUAACGACCCAGUCUUCUACUAAGGUUUACAAGUCCCGGGGAGAAGAGCGCUCUGAACAACUAUUGGAGGCAAGGAUUGGUAGUGAUGCCCUUUUGGCGGUACUUCCAGAUCCAGUGACAUGCUUCGCCACCGCAAGGUAUGCGCAGAAACAAGUGUUUAGAGUUGAUUCAAGAUCUAGUUUGGUUCUUGUUGAUUGGUUUACAAGUGGACGCCAUGGGAGGGGAGAAAUUUGGGAGUUCAAUCUUUUCAAGAGCACCAAUCAAAUAUUCUUAGAAGACGGCCAUCCAUUGUUUUUUGAUACGGUGCUUCUAGAGCAAGGAAGCACGAACUCUAUAAUAGAACGCAUGCAUGGAUACCAAGUCAUUGCAAUGGUUGUCAUUUUGGGGCCAAGGGUUAAGAAAGUCCAAGACGAAGUUCAAGAAAACGUGAAAAAGAUGAUGAGUGACCAGUUAUAUUCUCCUUUUACUUCUACCCGUGGAGCCCAAAUGAACAAGAACUCUGAUCAUUUGUAUGCCAAACCUAGAAUCAUUGCUUCUUCCAGCGUCUUUGGCCCCAAGGGAAUUGGCACCGUUGUUAGAAUCGCUGCCAUGGAAACUGAAACAGUCUACAGGUUUCUCCAACAACAGUUAGCUUCAAUGGAGCCACUUCUUGGAGUGCCCCCUUAUAAAUGAAAGAUAAUAAGAGUAUUACUCAAAACUCUAGGGCUGGUAGGAUUGUGGAUUACGAGUUCCCAAGUGUUUUUGUACUAUUCUGCAAAUGGGUAGCCCAAGUGUUGUACUAUUAGCUGGAAAUCUUCCAAGUGUUGUACUAUUCUAUUCUGUAAAUGGGAGUCUUCCCCUUCUAACGGAGCAUCCGUCUGUAGAAUAUUGUAUCAAUAAAGUGAAGAAGAGGAGCCCCCAAGUUAUCCGGCUGCCUUAUUGGACCUAUAUCAAAGCUGUAGACUAGUUUUGGUGUGGGGCUUCUCCAGUCCAUUUACUGGGUGUUCAAUAGAAGAAAUGACGUUUUGUA
Cucurbita moschata (crookneck pumpkin) is the source of this 1293-nucleotide messenger RNA. Its product is annotated as urease accessory protein D. The transcript is spliced from 8 exons. Gene Ontology annotation, molecular function: nickel cation binding. Bases 66 to 956 code for a protein of 296 amino acids. Lineage: Eukaryota; Viridiplantae; Streptophyta; Magnoliopsida; Cucurbitales; Cucurbitaceae. The record is from RefSeq and is a predicted model, not a curated record.